CUUCCGCCUCUGAGCUGCGAAUGCACUUCCGGCAGCGGCGGCUUUAGCGGCCGAAGCAAGAUGGGGCAAAGUCAGAGUGGUGGACAUGGUCCUGGAGGUGGCAAGAAGGACGACAAGGACAAGAAGAAAAAAUAUGAACCUCCAGUGCCAACUAGAGUGGGGAAAAAGAAGAAGAAGACAAAGGGACCAGAUGCCGCCAGCAAACUGCCAUUGGUGACACCCCACACUCAGUGCCGGUUAAAAUUAUUGAAGUUAGAGAGAAUUAAAGACUAUCUUCUGAUGGAAGAAGAAUUCAUUAGAAAUCAGGAACAAAUGAAGCCUUUAGAAGAAAAACAAGAGGAGGAAAGAUCAAAGGUGGAUGAUCUGAGGGGGACCCCAAUGUCAGUAGGAACCUUGGAAGAGAUCAUAGAUGACAAUCACGCCAUCGUGUCUACAUCUGUGGGCUCUGAACACUACGUCAGCAUUCUCUCAUUUGUAGAUAAGGAUCUGCUAGAACCAGGCUGCUCAGUCCUGCUCAACCACAAGGUGCAUGCUGUGAUAGGGGUGCUGAUGGAUGACACGGAUCCACUGGUCACAGUGAUGAAGGUGGAAAAGGCCCCCCAAGAGACCUAUGCUGAUAUUGGGGGGUUGGACAACCAAAUCCAGGAAAUUAAGGAAUCUGUAGAACUUCCUCUCACUCAUCCUGAGUAUUAUGAAGAGAUGGGUAUAAAGCCCCCUAAGGGGGUCAUUCUCUAUGGCCCACCUGGCACAGGUAAAACCUUGUUAGCCAAAGCAGUAGCAAACCAAACCUCAGCCACUUUCCUGAGAGUGGUUGGCUCAGAGCUUAUCCAGAAGUACCUCGGCGAUGGGCCCAAGCUUGUGCGGGAACUGUUCCGGGUUGCUGAGGAGCACGCGCCCUCCAUCGUGUUUAUUGACGAAAUUGAUGCCAUUGGCACAAAAAGAUAUGACUCAAAUUCUGGUGGUGAGAGAGAAAUUCAGCGAACAAUGUUGGAACUGUUGAACCAGCUGGAUGGGUUUGAUUCAAGGGGAGAUGUGAAAGUCAUCAUGGCCACAAACCGGAUAGAGACUUUGGAUCCCGCACUUAUCAGACCAGGCCGCAUUGACAGGAAGAUCGAGUUCCCCCUGCCCGAUGAAAAGACUAAGAAGCGCAUCUUUCAGAUUCACACAAGCCGGAUGACACUGGCUGAUGAUGUCACCCUGGAUGACUUGAUCAUGGCUAAAGAUGACCUCUCUGGUGCCGACAUCAAGGCAAUCUGUACGGAAGCUGGUCUGAUGGCCUUAAGAGAACGUAGAAUGAAAGUAACAAAUGAAGAUUUCAAAAAAUCUAAAGAAAAUGUUCUUUAUAAAAAGCAAGAAGGCACCCCCGAGGGGCUGUAUCUCUAGCCAGUCAGAGUUGCCUGUCAGGAGAUGGCGGGGAGUGUUCUGACCCCUUGAGGGAGGAGGUGGGGGAAGUUGCCCAAAGGAAUCCACGUUCCACUUGAAUCUUUUUAGCAGACGUGCUGUGUCCCUUUCUGAGCAUGGUGUAGUGUGCCCACAGGGCUGCUUCCGUCUGUCAGUCACGUGAGUGACCGCAAUAAAGCGUGCUCUUUCUCAA
Molecule: messenger RNA, 1594 nt
Organism: Condylura cristata (star-nosed mole)
Lineage: Eukaryota; Metazoa; Chordata; Mammalia; Eulipotyphla; Talpidae
Gene: PSMC1
Product: proteasome (prosome, macropain) 26S subunit, ATPase, 1
Exons: 11
Coding region: 61-1383 (440 amino acids)
Biological process (GO): proteasome-mediated ubiquitin-dependent protein catabolic process
Cellular component (GO): proteasome regulatory particle, base subcomplex
Molecular function (GO): ATP binding; ATP hydrolysis activity; proteasome-activating activity
Source: RefSeq, a predicted model, not a curated record